Molecule: messenger RNA, 6876 nt
Organism: Microtus oregoni (creeping vole)
Lineage: Eukaryota; Metazoa; Chordata; Mammalia; Rodentia; Cricetidae
Gene: Anapc1
Product: anaphase promoting complex subunit 1
Exons: 48
Coding region: 286-6111 (1941 amino acids)
Biological process (GO): protein K11-linked ubiquitination; metaphase/anaphase transition of mitotic cell cycle; anaphase-promoting complex-dependent catabolic process
Cellular component (GO): anaphase-promoting complex
Molecular function (GO): molecular adaptor activity
Source: RefSeq, a predicted model, not a curated record
CCCCGUGGCGCCCUGCCCGCGCGCGAGGCAGGACGGGAAACCCAAGAUGGACUCUUCUGUUUGAGUCCUGCCCAUCCGUCUUCGUUUUCCCCGCUGCGGCCCGUUCUUCCUCCGGGGUCAGUGAGGGACAAGGGAUGAGAAGCUGUGGCGGCCGAGGAGCCAUCCUGACCGACCUGCCGCUGCUCUCGGGCCUCCGCGGCCCCUGCGCCUCCGGGCAGCAGCCGGGGCUCGCAAGCGCCUGACGCGUCCCGAGUCACUCAGAAAUAAUGUUGAUAUUUGGAACCCAUGUCGAACUUCUCUGAAGAAAGGGCAACGAUGAUUGCAGCCGGGGAUUUGCAGGAAUUCGUUCCUUUCGGUCGUGACCACUGCAAGCACCACCCUAAUGCUCUGAACCUUCAACUUCGUCAGCUGCAGCCAGCCUCGGAGUUAUGGUCUUCUGAUGGUGCAGCUGGCUUGGUGGGAUCUCUUCAGGAGGUUACAAUCCAUGAGAAACAGAAGGAAAGCUGGCAGUUAAGAAAAGGUGUGAGUGAGAUUGGAGAUGCAGCCGACUACGAUGAAGAGCUGUAUGUGGCUGGGAACAUGGUUAUCUGGAGCAAAGGGAGUAAAAGCCAGGCACUGGCCGUGUACAAAGCUUUCACAGUGGACAGCGCUGUCCAGCAGGCAUUGUGGUGUGACUUCAUUACAUCACAGGAUAAGUCUGAAAAGGUCCACAAGAGCCAUGAAGUAGAGAAAUGCAUAUGUAUAUUACAGAGCUCAUGUAUGAACAUGCACAGCGUAGAUGGGAAGGAUUAUAUAGCUUCCUUACCAUUUCAGGUGGCAAAUGUUUGGGCCACUAAAUAUGGUUUGCUGUUUGAACGAAGCAGUUCUUCACAUGAGGUGCCUCCAAGUCUACCUAGAGAACCUUUGCCUACUAUGUUCAGCAUGCUGCACCCACUGGAUGAAAUAACUCCACUUGUUUGUAAAUCUGGAAGUCUUUUUGGCUCAUCACGGGUGCAGUAUGUUGUAGAUCCUGCAGUGAAGAUUGUGUUCCUCAGUAUCGACCCCUCCAUUGUAAUGACCUAUGAUGCUGUUCAGAAUGUGCAUUCCGUGUGGACUCUGCGGAGAGUAAAGCCAGAGGAGGAGAAUGCUGUUUUAAAGUUCCCUGAGCAGGCAGGGAAUGCAGCCACUAGCAGCUCCCUCACAGCACAUCUCCGAAGCCUCUCCAAAGGCGAAUCCCCCGUGCCUUCCCCUUUCCAGAAUUACUCCUCCAUUCACAGCCAGAGUCGCUCUGCCUCAUCUCUGAGCCUGCACUCCCGCUCGCCUUCCAUCUCCAACAUGGCGGCUCUCAGCCGUGCUCAUUCCCCUGCCUUAGGGGUGCACUCUUUCUCAGGGGUGCAAAGAUUCAACCUUUCAAGCCAUAAUCAGUCGCCAAAGAGACACAGCGUUUCUCAUUCUCCAGGUGGCAGUUUUAAUGACUCAUUUUUGGCACCAGAAACGGAGCCUAUUAUUCCUGAGCUGUGCAUUGACCACUUGUGGACUGAAACACUUCCUAAUACAAGAGAGAAAAACGCUCAUGCCACCAAGGUAUUUAUAACAACUGACCUAUGUGGACAGAAGUUCUUGUGCUUUUUAGUGGAGGCUCAGCUUCAGUUACGUUGUGUAAAGUUUCAAGAGAGUAACGACAAGACCCAGCUCAUCUUUGGCUCUGUCACCAAUGUCCAUGCAAAAGAUGCAGCCCCAGUGGAGAAGAUAGACACCAUGUUGGUACUAGAAGGCAAUGGGAACUUGGUGCUGUACACAGGAGUGGUUCGGGUGGGGAAAGUUUUUAUUCCUGGACUUCCGGCUCCUUCCCUGACAAUGUCCAACAUGAUGCCUCGGCCUAGUACACCCCUAGAUGGUAUAACUACUCCCAAGCCUCUUGGUAAACUUCUUGGAUCAAUGGAUGAGGUGGUUCUGUUGUCUCCAGUUCCAGAACUGAGGGAUUCUUCAACAAAACUUAAUGAUUCUCUCUACAAUGAGGAUUGCACUUUCCAGCAGCUUGGAACUUUCAUUCAUUCUGUGCGAGACCCUGUUCAUAACAGAGUCACUCUAGAACUGAGUAAUGGCUCCAUGGUUAGGAUCACUAUCCCUGAAGUGGCUACCUCGGAAUUAGUACAAACGUGUCUGCAAGCAAUUAAGUUCAUCCUGCCAAAAGAAAUAGCAGUUCAGAUGCUCGUCAAGUGGUACAAUGUCCACAGUGCUCCAGGAGGCCCCAGUUACCACUCAGAAUGGAGUUUAUUUGUCAUCUGUCUCUUGAACAUGAUGGGUUAUAACACAGAUCGCUUAGCAUGGACCCGAAGUUCCGACUUUGAAGGAUCACUUUCCCCAGUCAUUGCGCCCAAAAAAGCGAGGCCUUCUGGUACUGGAUCUGAUGAUGACUGGGAAUACUUACUGAAUUCAGACUACCAUCACAACGUUGAGUCUCAUCUUCUGAACAAAUCUUUAUGUUUGACUGCUUUGGAAAGUUCAAGGGUGAAGGAAGAAGAUUUUUCACAGAACCUUAGUCUGGAUUCUUCAACUCUCCUCUUUCCUCACAUCCCUGCAAUUUUCUUUGUUCUUCACCUUGUCUAUGAAGAACUCAAGUUGAAUACUCUAAUGGGAGAAGGGAUUUGUUCCCUUGUUGACCUGCUUGUUCAGUUAGCAAGGGACUUAAAAUUAGAGGCUUACAUGGAUCACUACUACAGAGAUUACCCAACUCUAGUCAGAACUACUGGGCAAGUGUGUACGAUUGAUCAAGGUCAAUCGGGAUUUCUGCAUCAUCCCUCGUUUUUUACGUCUGAGCCGCCAAGUAUUUAUCAGUGGGUGAGUUCUUGUCUGAAGGGCGAAGGAAUGCCACCCUAUCCUUACCUCCCCGGGGUCUGCGAAAGGAGCAGGCUCGUGGUCUUGAGCAUUGCACUCUAUAUCCUUGGUGAUGAGAGUUGUGUUUCUGAUGAAGCCUCGCAGUAUUUAUCCAAAGUAACUUUAACCCCCCAAAAGUCACAAGCAGAACAGGAAGAAAACAGGUUUACUUUCCGGCAUUCUGCUUCAGUUUCCAGUCUAGCAGAAAGAUUGGUUAUCUGGAUGACCGAUGUAGGUUUCACUUUAAGAGAUUUGGAGACUCUUCCCUUUGGGAUUGCUCUUCCCAUCAGGGAUGCAAUCUAUCACUGUCGGGAGCAGCCUGAUUCAGACUGGUCGGAAGCUGUCUGCCUCUUGAUUGGACGGCAGGAUCUUUCUAAGCAGGCUUGUGAAGGAAACUUACCCAGAGGCAAAUCUGUGCUCUCAUCAGAUGUGUCUUCAGGAACCGAGGCUGAGGAGGAAGACGAUGGCAUGAAUGACCUAAAUCAUGAGGUUAUGUCAUUAAUAUGGAGUGAAGAUCUACGGGUGCAGGAUGUGCGAAGACUGCUUCAGAGUGCCCAGCCUGUCCGUGUCAAUGUGGUGCAGUACCCGGAACUCAGUGACCAUGAGUUCAUUGAAGAGAAAGAAAACAGACUGCUCCAGUUGUGUCAGCGAACUAUGGCCCUUCCAGUAGGGCGAGGAAUGUUUACCUUGUUUUCAUAUCAUCCUGUUCCAACAGAGCCAUUGCCUAUUCCUAAAUUAAAUUUGACAGGGCGAGCCCCUCCACGAAACACAACUGUAGAUCUUAAUAGUGGGAACAUUGAUGUGCCUCCCAAUAUGACAAGCUGGGCCAGCUUCCAUAAUGGUGUGGCUGCUGGCCUGAAGAUAGCCCCUGCCUCCCAGAUAGACUCAGCUUGGAUUGUUUACAACAAGCCAAAGCAUGCGGAGUUAGCCAAUGAGUACGCCGGAUUUCUCAUGGCCCUUGGUCUGAAUGGUCAUCUUACCAAGCUGGCUACUCUCAAUAUCCAUGACUACUUAACUAAGGGCCAUGAAAUGACAAGCAUUGGAUUGCUGCUUGGUGUUUCUGCUGCAAAACUUGGCACCAUGGACAUGUCAAUUACCCGGCUUCUUAGCAUUCACGUUCCUGCUCUCCUACCCCCAACAUCCACAGAGCUUGAUGUGCCUCACAAUGUCCAAGUGGCUGCAGUGGUUGGCAUUGGCCUUGUUUAUCAGGGCACAGCUCACAGACACACUGCUGAAGUCCUGUUGGCUGAAAUAGGGCGCCCCCCUGGUCCGGAAAUGGAAUAUUGCACUGACAGAGAGUCCUACUCUUUAGCUGCUGGCCUGGCCCUGGGUAUGGUUUGCUUGGGGCACGGCAGCAACUUGAUUGGUAUGUCUGAUCUCAAUGUGCCUGAGCAGCUAUAUCAGUACAUGGUUGGAGGUCAUAGGCGUUUUCAAAUUGGAAUGCACAGGGAGAAACAUAAAUCUCCAAGUUACCAAAUCAAAGAAGGCGAUACUAUAAAUGUGGAUGUGACUUGUCCAGGUGCUACUCUGGCUUUGGCUAUGAUCUACUUAAAAACCAAUAACAGAUCCAUUGCCGACUGGCUGCGAGCUCCUGAUACCAUGUAUUUGCUGGACUUUGUGAAGCCGGAAUUUCUCUUGCUUAGGACACUUGCUCGGUGCCUGAUUUUGUGGGAUGAUAUUUUACCAAAUUCCAAGUGGGUUGACAGCAAUGUUCCUCAGAUUAUAAGAGAAAACAGUAUCUCUUUGAGUGAAAUUGAAUUGCCUUGUUCAGAGGACUUGAAUUUGGAAACCUUGUCGCAAGCACACGUCUACAUAAUUGCAGGAGCCUGCUUGUCUCUGGGUUUUCGAUUUGCUGGCUCAGAAAACUUAUCAGCAUUUAACUGUUUGCAUAAAUUUGCAAAAGAUUUUAUGAAUUAUUUAUCUGCACCCAAUGCUUCUGUAACAGGGCCCUACAACCUCGAAACCUGUCUGAGUGUUGUCCUGCUGUCUCUUGCCAUGGUGAUGGCUGGCUCUGGGAACCUGAAGGUGUUGCAGCUCUGUCGCUAUCUGCAUAUGAAGACGGGUGGAGAGAUGAACUAUGGUUUCCACUUGGCCCAUCACAUGGCCCUGGGUCUUCUCUUUUUGGGAGGAGGAAGGUACUCUUUGAGCACAUCUAACUCGUCCAUUGCUGCUCUUCUCUGUGCCCUUUACCCACAUUUCCCAGCCCACAGCACUGACAACCGGUAUCAUCUCCAGGCCCUCCGGCACCUCUAUGUGUUAGGUGCAGAACCAAGGCUUCUGGUACCUGUGGAUGUGGACACAAACACACCCUGCUAUGCCCUUAUAGAAGUUACUUACAAGGGCACUCAGUGGUAUGAACAGACCAAAGAAGAACUGAUGGCUCCAACCCUUCUUCCAGAACUUCAUCUGUUAAAGCAGAUGAAAGUUAAAGGGCCAAGAUACUGGGAACUGCUCAUAGAUUUAAGCAAGGGAGAACAGCACUUAAAGUCCAUUCUUUCUAAGGAUGGAGUUUUGUAUGUAAAGCUCAGGGCAGGCCAGCUGUCCUACAAAGAAGAUCCAAUGGGGUGGCAGAGUUUGUUAGCACAGACAGUUUCUAACAGGAACUCGGAUGCCCGGACUUUCAAGCCAGAAACAGUUUCAUCAUUCACUUCUGAUCCGGCGCUUCUGUCAUUUGCUGAAUAUUUCUGCAAACCAACUGUGAGCAUGGGUCAAAAACAGGAGAUUCUGGACCUCUUUUCUUCAGUACUCUACGAGUGUGUUACUCAGGAAACCCCAGAGAUGUUGCCUGCCUACAUAGCAAUGGAUCAGGCUAUAAGAAGUCUUAAAAAGAGAGACAUGUCAGAUACAUCUGAUCUUUGGCAGAUAAAGUUGAUUUUAGAGUUUUUCAGUUCCCGAAGCCACCAAGAGAGGCAGCAGGACCCUAAGCGAGGUCUCUUUAUGAACUCUGAGUUCCUGCCUGUGGUGAAGUGCACUAUUGAUGCCACCCUGGAUGAGUGGCUGCAAGCGGGAGGUGAUGUGGCUGUGCAUGCCUACCUCAGUGGGCAGCCUGUUGACAAAUCUCAGCUAAACAUGCUGGCCUGCUUCCUGGUCUACCACUCUAUGCCAGCACCACGACACUUGCCGCCUCUGGGACUGGAAGGGAGUACGAACUUUGCUGAGCUCCUCUUCAGGUUUAGACAGCUGAAGAUUCCAGUCCGAGCUUUGCUCAGACUGGCUCCCUUGCUGCUUGGAAACCCACAGCCGAUGGUUAUGUGACCACAUCUGGUAGUCAGCCUCCCUGAAAUGACCACAGCACAGAAUCAUAAUGACAGCAAAGCUGCAGCAGCAUUUCUCUUUGGUGAGCAGUGGAACUCGGGGGCGUGUGCCUCGCUGUGUUUAAGAUCUGUGUUGGAAGUGCUCCAGAGACACUGUCGCUGUCCAUGUCAUUAGCCAAUGUGUAAGAGUCCUUCAGACGCUCUUUUGUAAAUAAAGAUUUUUUGGUUUGUUUUCAAAACUAUUGGUGAUUGCUUUGGACUUCAGAACAGAGCGACAGGCUGAUUUUUGAAGCCUUUGAACUUCAGUGGUUCAGGUGAAAGGUCUGUACUCAGAAGUGCCAGACUGAAAAACCACAUCACGAAAGUGGACUUUCCGCCGCUGUUGGAGAGUCCUGUGUUGUCUUCUGUGUCACACUCGUCUUCUCUAUGAUACGGUGGACAAUAUGAUCACUGCGAGCAGAGUUCUAGUGAAGAAUUGCCUGCCCAGCAUGGAGUACAGGACUGUGCCCUGACCUCAGUGUGACUGUGGGCUGCAGUUCUUGGGCGGUAACAAGGUUAAAGGAUACCUUAAGGGUAAGUUCUAAUUUGAUAGACCCGAUGGCCUACUCAGGAGAGGAGGAGGAAGAAUGCUUUUCUUUCACUAUUAUGUGAAAAUUUGCAACACAACCGCUUAAAAGCCAGGAAGAUUCCCUCAUGGGGAACCACUCAGACAGCAUCUUGGACUUCAGCAUCUCGAAAUAUGAGAAAUAAAUUUGUCAUCCUUAAA